This is a messenger RNA of Caenorhabditis elegans, 749 nucleotides long. It is a transcript of the gene F59D6.1, whose product is annotated as Chitinase. The record is from RefSeq and is marked reviewed. Lineage: Eukaryota; Metazoa; Nematoda; Chromadorea; Rhabditida; Rhabditidae. The transcript has 4 exons. Bases 199 to 432 code for a protein of 77 amino acids.
UGCAGGAAUGAGCAAUCUACGUGUGACGGUAUUUACGACCAUCUGGCAAUCAACGUACCUAUACAUGAAUGAGAUGUGCCAUCUGAGCGUAUCGGUAUCUUCGGCCAUCUGGGCAACCAUCGAACCACCGCCUUUCACGUGAAUGAUAAGACAAUAGUACAAGGACAAUGAGGUCGCAAGACGUUUUUUUUUGAAGAAAUGCCAAUCACCGCCCCUUUCGUUCUCCUCGUUGCCCUCGCACUAUUUUCCACCACCGAUUGCAAAAAAUGCGUGAAAGGUGACAACAACAAGAGUGUCCACUUGGAGGCCGGAUAUGACUACUGUUACUCAAGAUUGAAUAUCAAGACAAAUGUUAUGUCCUAUGGAGGAAUGACCGGACCAACAACCGUCUUCAAUGAGGACCCGAACCCGAGAAAUCUCAUUAAAACAUAGAAGCCGGAUCCGAUGAGCUAACCUGUUAUUGCAAACCAUCAAGAUGCAACCACAAAACCAAUCCUGAAGACUUCCUCUAUGACUCACUGGACCACAAAAAAUACUGAUUGCCCUUCGCUACCUCAUUGUUGUUAGAAUUGAUUGUUAGUUCAAAUUCAAUUACUCUACCUCCUUGUAACCCUUACCUCUUGUCCGAAUUACCUGAUGUUCACUGUCACGAUAGAAAAAAGAAACAAUAAGUGCACAACUUUGAUAAAUUGUUAUUAUGAAAACUAUUUUAGUUUUUUUUUUAAUUCUGAAAAGCAGAUGAAAAUUUA